AUGCCUGACAUAACCAAGGCCCUGACGGUCCUCGAGGGGAGCAUCCGGAGGUCGGUGGGCACGGCGCGGCGGACGCUGAAGUCCUGCAGCUGCACGACCUUCCUGUCGGAGGGGCACGACGGCGGGAUAGGGAAUUCCCAUUCUGUGGAGGUUAGAUCAACAAGCGCCAGCAAUAUGCGAACUGGCAGGCCUGACGACUCUUCCCCAGGCGAUGCUUCAACGGCGCCCAGUGCUCGAGGGGCGGUUGAGCAGUUGAGCGACUCUGCCAUGUCGAGCACUGCCUCCAAUGGCACAGAGAAGAAUGAGCUGCUAGAACUGGGGUUUCGAAUGUCAAAAAAUGUGGAGUUGAAAGACAGGCAGUGGCACUGGAAGGUGUUCAAGCACUGUUUUCUUGGGGAGGAGGCAGUGAGCUGGAUGAUUUCAGAUGGCAUCGUCAAGGACGUGAACCAGGCACUCGAGCUAGGAAAUCGCAUGAUGGCAUCUGAUUUGAUUCGGCAUGUCACAGAUGGCCACAAGUUUGAGAACCAGCCCCUGUUCUACAGAUUCACAGAGGCAGUGCUGGACCAGUGCGAUUCCACGUCCGAUUCAGUGCCAGCGAAACUCAUGGGGAUCGGUGAGGAGCUCUUGCGCACAGAGCAGCAUGUUGCUGAGCUACAUUCGCAGCUGAAGCUUCACAGGCAGCUCAACAUUGCUCUCUUUGAGUCAGGCUCAGAGCAGCAACAGCGCCUGGAGUACAUAAUAGAAUCCCAAAGCGUGGAGAUCUCAAAGUUGGAGAGCAUCGUGGUGUUGCAGACUUUUGUGCUGGCACUGACAACCUUGGGAAUGUUGGGCUGGUUUGCGGUGCCUGUGGGUUACCUGUUGAUCGGGAUGGCCAUGUACCUGAGCUACAAGGCUUGGUUUCCACAGUCCUCCACAACACACAAGAAGUACCACGGCUCCCAUGGCGACCUGAUCAAGCGCCUUCAGGACGCCUCCAACUUCCCAGAGCAACCCAAAGCCGUGUCGUGCAAGCUGCCAACUGGCAGCAAGUGGCUUGGGGCACUGGGGAGUGGCAAGUGGCAAGCAGAGGUGUGUGGUGGCAAUGGAGCAGAGGGGAGCCCCAGCGAGUCAGAUGAGAUGGAGACCUCUGCCCCUGCUGCGUCCAAGCGUACCUGUGCCCCACAGGCUGAGGACUACGAGAGCUGGCCUGACAGGCCAUGCAUGUUGGCUUUGAACAUGUCGUUGUCCGGACAGCAGGCGACCCGGGGGGGUGACCCUGACAAGAUCAGGGUGAACACCGGGGAGCCUUUCCACUUUGAGAGCAAGCUCUUCAGGGGGCAAAUGGUCUUGUGGGUGGCUGGGCUGGAGACAACGCCAAAAGGGCUGUUCCAGGGUCAGAGGCGUGUCACACACAUGGCCGUGCAGGGCAGGUUCAAACAGGAGCUCGACUUCAGUGACGUGUUCACUGGGCAGGAAUUCCUGCGGCCGCUAAAGCACCUACCUGCCACGGCCCUCUUCUCUGUUCUGCUGAAACUGGCCAAGCGGCUGAGUCCCAGUAUGAAGGCCAGCUUGACGCCCGUACCUCACAUGCUAACACCUGUUGUGGCUGGCGCCCAAAUGAUCACCAUUAGUAAGCCUGGGGAGGAGAGGUCCAUAAAUUCGCCCCCGCAGGAGGACAUGCGCAUCCUUGGCUCCCAGUUCUGCAAGAGCGACGGGGAGCCUCUCCCCGGGCCCCAGCGAAAGAAGCUCAUGUCCGACGCUCGGAACCGGGCAGGCCGCAAAUUCGACACAGAGCACGUGUACACGUUCCAUUUCUGGCAGCACCUGUUGGACCUCAGCUCAUUCGAGCUGGACUUGAACAUCAAGCAGUUUAGUCUGAGCCGCCACUUGGCCGGCCAGCCGAUUCAGCUGAUGGUCAAAACCAGGGAGGUGGGCGAGUACGUCUGGAGCUUCUCGAUGUGGCAUGAGAGCCUGCUGGGUGAUCAGGCCAGCUGUGAAGACUAA
This is a messenger RNA of Ostreobium quekettii, 1983 nucleotides long. NCBI's taxonomy places the organism in Eukaryota, Viridiplantae, Chlorophyta, Ulvophyceae, Bryopsidales, Ostreobiaceae. The record is from the annotation of a GenBank genome assembly.